AUGAGCUCUGAUGCAGAGAUGGCCAUUUUUGGAGAAGCAGCUCCCUACCUGUGGAAAUCAGAGAAGGAGAGAAUCGAGGCUCAAAAUCGCCCAUUUGAUUCUAAGAAAGCUUGCUUUGCAGUGGAUGAUAAGGAAUUUUAUGUGAAAGGUAUGAUCCAGAGCAAGGAAAAUGACAAAGUCACAGUCGAGACCCUCGACAACCGGACACUCACUCCGAACAGUGACCAAGUCUUCCCCAUGAACCCUCCCAAAUUUGACAAGAUCGAGGACAUGGCCAUGAUGACCCACCUACACGAGCCAGGAGUGCUGUACAACCUCAAAGAGCGUUACGCAGCCUGGAUGAUCUACACCUACUCAGGCCUCUUCUGUGUCACCGUCAACCCCUACCAGUGGCUGCCGGUGUACAACCCUGAGGUGGUGACGGCCUACAGAGGCAAAAAGCACCAGGAGGCCCCGCCCCACAUCUUCUCCAUCUCUGACAACGCCUAUCAGUUCAUGUUGACUGAUCGAGACAACCAGUCCGUCCUCAUCGCCGGAGAAUCCGGGGCUGGGAAGACAGUGAACACCAAGCGUGUGAUCCAGUACUUUGCAGCAGUUGCGGUCACUGGGGAGAAGAGGAAGGCGCAGCGGCCCGGCAAGAUGCAGGGGACGUUCCUUCGCAUUCAUUUUGCAGCCACAGGAAAGCUGGUGUCAGCGGACAGUGAAACCUAUCUCUUAGAAAAAUCCAGGGUGGCAUUUCAGUUAUCCCAUGAGAGAGGCUAUCAUAUUUGUUACCAAAUCAUGUCAAACAAGAAGCCGGAACUUAUGGACCUGCUUCUCAUUUCAACCAACCCCUUUGACUUCCCCUUUGUGAGCCAAGGAGAGGUCACCGUGGCCAGUAUUGAUGACAGUGAGGAACUGUUGGCCACUGAUACAGGUAUAAUGAAGGAAGGAACCCCUCUGGCCCUCCAGGAGUUGCCUGGGAACCUAGUCUGCGAAAUACUUAUACAUCAAGAGAUGGCUCUGAGCUGGAAUUCUACAAAAGAAGAGUAGAGCAACCCAGUACAGCUUUAUACCCCCUCAGCCGCAGGAGGAGAAUGGCUGCAGGCUACUGAAAGCCAGCAGCAUUGACAAAUUAACUCCCCCCAGCCUUUGCCAAACUACAGUGGUACCUCUGAGUUCUCUGUUUCCUUCUCUAUUAUGACUCUUUUCUCAAUAAAUCCACAUUUCUUAAUAGAGUGUCACAGUGGAAGCAAAACAGACCUUCAAUUUUCAGACCUCAAUUUAUAAAGCAAAGGUUCUAGGGGUUUUG
Molecule: messenger RNA, 1291 nt
Organism: Balaenoptera acutorostrata (minke whale)
Lineage: Eukaryota; Metazoa; Chordata; Mammalia; Artiodactyla; Balaenopteridae
Product: myosin-13-like
Exons: 9
Coding region: 1-1032 (343 amino acids)
Biological process (GO): vesicle transport along actin filament; actin filament organization
Cellular component (GO): vesicle; cytoplasm; myosin complex
Molecular function (GO): actin filament binding; ATP binding; microfilament motor activity
Source: RefSeq, a predicted model, not a curated record